AUGUCAAACAUUUCAUCAACCACCCAACUACCAAUCUCCACUGAUAACACAGCUGAUGUGCUAUUCGGAUAUUUGCUCUGGAUUGUGUUAUUGGUAACUGUUAUAGGUGUCAUUGUGUCAGUACUGAUUUUAUCAAGGAAAAAUAAUUCCGUAUCAGAUCUCAGUUACGAUGAUUUACAAGAAAAUACAACAGAAGAUAUAUUUGGAAAGUCAUGGGAUUUCGAAACGUCGCUUUCGUCAAUGGAUGGUCCCGUUGAUAUCAAUGAUACUGGUGUCCGUUUGAAUUUCAAGAACUAUGGACAAAAUCCUGAAGAAGAAUCCAAGCUCUACUUACAUUGUAGUGUUCAUGACAAUUUCAAGCUUUUAGCAUCAAAAUUAAAUGUGAACAACGAUCAAAUGCUUGUAUCGCCUGCUGUUGAACUGACUUUAUUAUCAAAACAAUAUUUAAAUGGUUAUAUGGUGAUAGAAAUACCGGUCUGUAAAUUAAAAACGUUUGAAUCUCUUCGCGUUCACUGGAUUGCCACGCCUCUCACCUCCUCUCUGACGAAAAAAGACAUUCCAUUUCAGAAGGAUCCCGCAUCUUCUGCUUUAGACUGUUAUUACACGUGGUCAGAUAAUGGAACAGUCCUGGUUUAUACCAAUCAUUUCUGUCUUUUCUUCUGCUCGUGCUUUAGAUCCGAUAUUAGAUUCGAACUCUCGGCACAGAUAUGUGCUCGUGUUGGACAAAUUGACGGGUUCCCCACAUUGAAAGUCAAAUUCAUAUUCCUAGGAAUACAAAACAGGCUGAAGAAUAGACAGGAAGAUGAGCUGGAAUCGGAUAUCAAGAACGGUUUUCAUGUGAUUGAAUAUGGUGAAAUCAAGCUGUUAGAAAAACAGAAUUCUAAGAAGAAAAGGGGGUUUCUGAGAUGCAGUAUUGAUAUACUGAUGGGGGACAACUGUCCUAAGUGGGAGCACGUGAAACGAAAAAGGAACCAAAGUUCAAUCUACCGAGUUGUGCAGGAAGGGGAUCAAUGUCCAAUUUACCAGGCUGUGCAGGACGUGGAUGUUGCAGAACUCAUGAAACGUUGGCAUAGAGAGCACGAACUAUGUCACUGUAUGACAUGGUACAUGAAAUGUGAGAAGAGAUACAGUCACAGACUACCCAUUGUGGUCGAUGUUACACAUUCAAGUCAUGAUGGUAAAAGGCAUCUGGACACAACGUUCACCAUGGAAGUUGAUAUCACCACUGGACCCGACAAGGUUCAUGACCAUAAUGACGUAUCGGGGGACAGACUUCUGAAACCACCACAUGAAAGCAGGGAGAGUGAGGAAGUCGACAGUGAACAUCCGUAUGAUAUGAUACCAAUCAUCCCGACAGAGACCGCCUUAUCACAUCAAUUACCAACACGAACGAACAAAGGUCGUGCCGAGACGGGAGUCCGUAACAACACCGGCUUUUUAUAUAUUGAAACGGAGCAAGAAAGCCAGCGAAAUACACCGGACAUGACGUAUGAUUGUCCAGAUUAUAUGUCCACCGGGAGCAAUUAUGCUUCAAUGAACGCUCCUGUCAACGGGCUUAACAGAAGUAAAGGAAUAACAUCUGUAUCGCCUUAUGCCUCAGCAAAUGUCAGUGAUAGAUCCAGGAGACAGCACUCACGCCACAGUAAUAAUAUUCUUGUGAACAAUUCGUCGAGUAAUAAGCAGGCUGGUGGAUCACGUGAUCACAAUGGUUCACGUGGUACAUCAAGCUCACCUAUCAUUAACUCUGAAACAACAGAUAGACAUCUCCACGACCCCAAUGACCGACCUCCUACCAUAGGCGCAUCGAAUGACCCAGAUGAAACAAUGAAAAAGCAAAUUGUUGAUGAUGAGCAGACAAUUGCAAACUCUACAGUCAGCGACAGUCUCACGAACGGGAACAAUGAAACAAUAACUUUCGUUUGAAAAACAAUUAACUCACUUUUCCUUGUCUCAUCACAACAAUUGAGACAACUUUAGUCAAAAUUAGACAAUUUUCUUUUGUCAUAGACGCAUUACGGUAGUUUUUACUGAUAUUAAGAGUGCAAUAGUAUAGAAGAUCGUAAUGUAUUAUGCAGAAUGUACAAACAUAAUUCGUAAUAGUUCGCUUAAAAACUUA
This is a messenger RNA of Pecten maximus, 2116 nucleotides long. RefSeq lists its product as uncharacterized. NCBI's taxonomy places the organism in Eukaryota, Metazoa, Mollusca, Bivalvia, Pectinida, Pectinidae. The transcript has 6 exons. The record is from RefSeq and is a predicted model, not a curated record. Bases 1 to 1923 code for a protein of 640 amino acids.